This is a messenger RNA of Drosophila obscura, 1241 nucleotides long. Its product is annotated as SR-related and CTD-associated factor 4. The transcript is spliced from 5 exons. The coding region runs from base 282 to 743 and encodes 153 amino acids. The record is from RefSeq and is a predicted model, not a curated record. NCBI's taxonomy places the organism in Eukaryota, Metazoa, Arthropoda, Insecta, Diptera, Drosophilidae.
CAACACUACCGUCUCUGUUAAAAAUGAUUGCAAGUGGAGUUUCAGAUUAACGUCAUUUGAUUAGAUUAUUAAAAUAUUGAUUAACAUAGCAGUGUGCUGUGUUUAGCCAGUGAAAUUGCUUGGAGAACUGUAGAGUACACGUGUGCAUAGAGAAUACUGAAGGCUCAGCAAUCCAUUUAACGCUCUGCAGCCGACUGCAACAAGUGGAAUUUACUCUUAACUAUUCACAGAAGUUAAACAAACUGGACGACUUCGAGUUUGACGACCUGGACGAUUUCGCCAUGGAUUUCUGGAGUGUUUUCAUGUUCUUUGUCUUGACGUUUCUCAUCAUGAGCUGCUGCGGCUAUUGUUGCACCAGCAGGCGCCAAGGCGCGGUGCUAUCCACUCCCGUUGUGGUAACAUCCGCCACCCACACAGCCCCUGGCGGAUAUCCCGUUACACAGCUGCCCCCGCCCGGCUACCCGGCCGGCAACGUCUACGGCACUCCGUAUCCGGCGCAGACCACUGGCAAUGUGACUGUUCAGAUGCCCAUGCCGAUGCAACAGCAGCAGGCACAUCAGCAAAUGCCGAUGCCAAUGCCCGGCAUGCAAACGCAUGGCGUAGCAUAUCCUCCGUAUCCUGGGGCGGGUGCAGCCAAUAUGAAUCCCCCGACAUACGAUAUGGCCGUUGCCAGUCCCGGUCCCAGUGUGAUGCCCGCUGGUUAUGAGAAGCAGUCGCCCUACAAUCCCAACUUCGGGCAGUAACGAUGCAGUUGGGAACGGACCCGAACUUCAGUUGAAACUGAUAUAGCGACACGUUCUUGAGAGCAUUUUUUCUUUGUUGAUAUACGCUUUUAUACACGUCGAUUUCAUUAGUUCUGUAUCUCUUUAUACAUCUCUUUAUGUAUCGCAUGUACACUGAUUAUCCAAAAUGAAUUCCACAUUAGUCAACGAUUCGUUUCUCUACUCCCAUGAGAAGACCAAAGUAAAAGCGGCCGCAAAACAAGCCAUUUAUAUAUAUUCCUUGUGAUGUAUGUAUCUGUACAUAUAGCCUUAGCAUCAGCCUAAGCUUAACAUUAAUUUAUAUAUCUACAUUAAGGAACUCUUACACAAAUCCAAACACACACAAUACGUAAAGUGUUCAUGUAAAACAAAACAUAAAAACAUAAUAACAACGAAGUGCACAUCAAAUACACUCGAAUUCUGUUUAUUCCGAUGUGCACUAUCGGGUGAAAAAAAUGAAAUAAAAACAGAAAGAAACCA